Molecule: messenger RNA, 1617 nt
Organism: Exophiala oligosperma
Lineage: Eukaryota; Fungi; Ascomycota; Eurotiomycetes; Chaetothyriales; Herpotrichiellaceae
Exons: 1
Coding region: 1-1617 (538 amino acids)
Source: RefSeq, a predicted model, not a curated record
AUGCAUUUCAGGACCAUAACCUUGUUGGUGGCCUCUUUGACGUUGGCACAGGCGCAGGCACGCCCUGACGGUAUGCUGUACAGACGGCAGUACAGCAAUGAUACUUCGUCGCCCGACAUCACCACCACCACUACGACCACUUCUCCGAUUGUCAAUGUUGCAGUUUCUACCAGUAGCAUCGCAGCAACAACCACCACGGAAGACGAAGCUGUCGAGGUGGCCAGUAGUACAGGCUCUACCACUGCAUCUGCGGAGGCUGCUGUUGUGGCUACAACUUCGUCUACGACCACCACAUCCUCCGAGACCGCAGAUAUCACCUCGACCUCGACCUCGACGUCGUCCUCCUCCAUGACCACGAGUGCUGCUGCAGUGACUACAGUUAUAAAAACAUCCGAUUUAUCAGCGAACACCACCACAGCCGCCGAAGAUGCUGUUGUGACAACGACAACGACAUCGUCCAGUGUCGAAACGGCAAAGGAUGCCGCGGCCUCCUCGACCACCUCUACAACUACAAUAGCCGCCAACAAUAUGACCUCAAUCGAAGUCGUCAGUAGUUCUACUACCUCCAGCAGCACUAAGGCUAGCGUUGAUGCCGAGAACAAAACGACAUCUUCAAUGGCCACGAGCACUUCUUCUACUGGAGACGUCAAGAAUGUUGAGACAGCCAACUCUACCACAACUACCAGUAGCAAAGGUGAAGUAAAAGACAUCUCGACUUCUUCGUCUGGUAAGGCUAGCACUACCCGCGGCGAAAUGGAGGAUGUUUCAAGUUCGACAAGCUCUAGCAACGAGGCGUCCAUGACCGAAGCAGUCACAACAGCCUCGACCGGCAGUGCCGUGGUGGCAGCGAAGACUACGAACAGCGCCAAGAUGCCUGCUGAUAUGACUGAAACCUCGAGUGAGGCUGUCGAAGUCAGCACAAGCGUUGAGGACAAGACUUUGACCAUGACGAUUGGCUCUGGGGCAUCCGCAUCUGUCGUCACCACGACGAUCCGCCAGACGAAGACAUUUUUUGUCACGAGCGUCGUGUAUGCCACCAUCACCAAGCCUUCUCCGACUGGAGCCGGUGCCGGUGCCGGUGCUGGUGCUGGCGCUUCACAAAAUCAAGCAGUAGGCGUGAAGCCCACAGCAGCUGGCGAUGGUACCACCACAAUCACCAUGAUGUCUACCACCACGGAGACGGUCACUGUUGUACCUGCGAACACCGGAGUCGCUGCCAAUGCAGGAAGCGCGUGUGGUGUUUCGUAUGUGACUGUCACUCAGACCAUGAAGAGCACCAUCACUGUCACUGCUUCGGCCAUGGUGAGCAAGCCAUCCGUCGAGAAGCAAGUUCAGGAGACGUCUACCAACUCCGGAAGCGUCGGAACUACUUCGGCCAUGAUGAGCCAGCCAUCGGCUGAGACCAAGGUUGAGGAGACUUCGAGUUCCGCCGGGACAAUGUCUACUGCCACUGCCACUGCCACUGCCACCACCAGCAUGAGCGCCAGCACAUCUAAGAUGGGAGCUCCUUAUACUUUUGGAAACGGCACCGAGACCCAACCUUUGAACUUGGCGAGCUCCGGGUUCCUAACGGUUUCGAAAUACGCCAAGGAGACACCAACCGGGCGAAAGCCUUGA